Messenger RNA from Pimephales promelas (fathead minnow), 2476 nucleotides. It is a transcript of the gene ewsr1a, whose product is annotated as EWS RNA binding protein 1a. Gene Ontology annotation, biological process: regulation of DNA-templated transcription. The record is from RefSeq and is a predicted model, not a curated record. Lineage: Eukaryota; Metazoa; Chordata; Actinopteri; Cypriniformes; Leuciscidae. Gene Ontology annotation, molecular function: RNA binding.
UGUGUCAUCCACGCAUGCGCAGUUCAGGUCUCGACAGAAGGCACACGAAAUGGCGUCUGCUGCAGAUUACAACAGUUACGGACAGGCUGGAGGCCAACAGGGGUACAGCUCCUAUGCGGCCCAGCCCUCACAACAGGGUUAUGCUCAGGGCACUCAGCAAUCCUAUGGUCAACAGCAAGGCUACGGUUCAUACAGCCAACCGGCUGACUCGACAUACUCUCAGACCAGUGGCUCCUCCAGCAGUUACAGUCAGCAGCCGUAUGGAUCAUCCUACGGACAGCAACCACCAGCCAGCGCUGGUUAUAAUGCUGCUACAGCUGCUCCGCAGGGCUACAGUCAGCCUGUGCAAGGUUAUGGUAGCAGCAGCUACGAUUCCUCCACUGCUGCUGCCGCCGCCGCUGCUUCAACCACCAGCAGUAACCAGACCUCUUAUGCUGGGCAGACCAGCUACGGUGCCCAGUCUACAUAUCCGGGAUAUGGGCAACAGCCUGCUUCUACUGCACCACCAAGCAGUUACAGUUCUGGCACCCAGCAGCCCUCUGGAUAUGAGCAGAGCUCAUAUUCCCAGCAGCCUCAGCAAAGUUCCUAUUCGCAGCAGCAGGGAGGAUACCAGGGCCAACAAGGAGGCUACGGACAGCAGAGCUCCUACAGCCAGCAGGGAGGAUAUCAACAAACUCCUUCCCAGCAGCAACAAGCUCCGCCUUCCAGCUACACAGCAGCGUCUGGGUCCUACGGACAGCCCCCUGCUAGUCAGUACGGACAGCAGGGCAGUACAGGAGGAAGCUAUGGCCAAUCAGACUACAAACCACCCAACCAAUAUGGUAAUUACAGACAAGACCAUCAGAACGGCAUGGGAGGAGGUGGCUACUCGGGCCCUGAAUCCGGAGGAUAUGGGGGCCCUGGAGAGGGCCGAGGCAUGGGAGGGGGGGAGAGCCGCGGGCGUGGCCGGGGUGGGUUUGACCGGGGCAUGAUGCGAGGAGGUGGUGGCAUGCGAGGGGGCCGUGGAGGCAUGGGCAUCGCUGGAGACAGAGGUGGCUUCAUUAAGCCUGGUGAUGGUGACAUGGGACGGCCAGAGGAGCAAGAUGACUCUGAAAACAGCACUAUCUAUAUCACUGGGCUGACUGAGAACGCUACAUUGGAUGAAGUUGCAGACUUUUUCAAGCACAGUGGAAUCAUUAGGAUAAACAAACGGACCGGCCUGCCUGCUGUCAACAUAUACACAGACAAAGACAGUGGGAAACCUAAAGGCGAUGCCACCUUAUCCUACGAGGAGCCUCCAUCUGCUAAAGCAGCUGUUGAGUGGUUUGAUGGAAAAGAUUUCCAGGGUAAGAAGCUGAAGGUGUCCAUGGCCCGACGUAAGCCCAUGAUGGGAAUGAUGCGUGGAGGCAUGCCAAUGAGAGGAGACCGAGGUGGCAUGAUGGGACGAGGAGGAAUGAUGGGUCGUGGAAUGGGCAGAGGUGGAGAUCGAGGAGGGUUCAUGCCACGUGGGGGUCCCAGAGGAAUGGGCCGUGGAGGGCCUACUGGAGGAAACAUGCAGCAGAGGGCAGGAGACUGGCAGUGUCCAAAUGCGGGAUGUGGAAACCAAAACUUUGCCUGGAGAAUGGAGUGUAACCAGUGCAAGGCACCCAAACCUGAAGGCUUUGGCCCUCCUCCCUUCCCUCCUCCAGGUGGUGACCGGGGGCGUGGUGGACCAGGUGGGAUGCGUGGUGGCCGUGGAAUGGACCGUGGAGGGCCAGGGGGACCUGGUGGCUUCCGUGGGGGUAGAGGUGUGGACCGUGGAGGCUUCAGAGGAGGGCGUGGUAUGGACCGAGGCGGUUUUGGAGGAAGAGGUCGUGGUGGGCCCCCUAUGGAUGACAUGGGAAGAAGGGGGCGAGGAAUGGGACCACCUGGCAAAAUGGAUAUGAAGGGAGACCAUCGCCAGGACCGGAGAGAGAGACCAUAUUGAGAAGGUCAUACCUCGCUGGUCAACAUCUUCAACCCUGUUUGUUUUUCAAAUGAUUUUAAAGUUGCAUUUCCAUAUUUAUAAGUGUUUAGUAUGGAAUUUAUUACUGCUUUGCUGUUAGUCCUCAGUGAAUGUUUUAUUUUUUUAAAACUUUUGUUUUGUGCUCGCUUUUCUGGUCAAUAACUGUCAUUGAAACCAGAUGCACAUGUAAAUGCAAGGUGUUCAGUGUGACAUUUGGAUGUCAGAAAUGUAUUUGUGGUACUUUGAAGUAUUUUUUUUUUUUUUUAUUCCUAAUUCCCCACAUUUUUUGCUCUCAUGUGUGGAAAUGUUUAAAACCAUUUAAUGCAUGGCUAAAAAACCUAGGCCAUGUAUUUGUUUUCUGCAUUGAUUGUCCUUAUUUCACCUGAACAGUGUGGUAUCUUCUAUGUAACUGAAUUAUGUAAAUAACUGAUGCUUUUCAGCCCCCUAAGUAAUUUCAAACAGUGUUUAAGAGUUCACCUCAAAAAAAAUAAAAUUCUGGAAAAAAAAAAAAAA